Molecule: messenger RNA, 2276 nt
Organism: Daphnia magna
Lineage: Eukaryota; Metazoa; Arthropoda; Branchiopoda; Diplostraca; Daphniidae
Product: alkyldihydroxyacetonephosphate synthase, peroxisomal
Exons: 10
Coding region: 217-2058 (613 amino acids)
Biological process (GO): lipid biosynthetic process
Molecular function (GO): FAD binding; alkylglycerone-phosphate synthase activity
Source: RefSeq, a predicted model, not a curated record
UCAGUUGAGGGUUGCAGCGACCGCCAAGCGCUUGGCAGUCUUCUUCGUCUUGGAAAGUCUUGCAAGUCUUGCUGCUGAUAUUUCUGGUUGCGUUUGUUUUUAAAACGCUGUCUUGUGGUAUUGCCUUGACUGGGCUUACAAGUUGGCGCCAAAGUUUCUUCAGUUUAACGUGUUUACAGCGUUUUCGAUAGCUUUAAUUUUAAAGAAUAUUCACAAAUGGCAGAUUCUAGUGCUGACCGGUUAGCCGUUAUUCACCGACAUCUUACAAAGGAUUCCGGUGACAAGGUGGCACCGAAAAUACCAAGUUCGAUUCCCAAAAAACGACAAGAAUUACUGCGAUGGAACGGAUGGGGUUACGAAGAUUCUGGUUUCGUUUUGAACAAUCUCGGCACAGGGCAACAUCCAAAAUAUGACAUUAUUUUCAGUGGCGGCCGCUAUGAAAUCGCCAGCGCAGAUCUCCCACACCUUUAUGACUGGGCCUGUACAAUAAUUGGUGUUCAUCCUGAAAAAAAGAAGGAUCCUCAGGGUGAACCAAGUUAUCCAGAACCCAUUUUGAAUGAAGGUUUUGUCAAUGACUUGAAGAACACCAGCAUGACAUUCUCUUUCGAGGGGAUGGACAGACUAUUCCGUGCCCAUGGCCACACACUGCAUGACAUUGCCCUCUUAAGGGGAGGCCAAUUUCUCAGGAUACCAGAUGUUGUUGUUUGGCCAGAGUGUCACUCUCACGUGGAAGAGUUAGUAGCCUUGGCCUCUAAAUACAACGUCGCUGUUGUACCCAUCGGAGGGGGAACGAACGUAACCGGAGCAGUAGACUGUAAACGCGACGAACAACGAAUGAUAGUCUCAUUAGAUACUUCACAGAUGAAUCAAAUUUUGUGGAUUGACGAUGGGAACUUGGUUGCGCAUGUCGAGUCGGGUAUUAUUGGAAAAGAUCUCGAAGAUCGAUUACAGAAAAGAGGCUAUACGACAGGCCAUGAACCGGAUUCAUAUGAAUUUUCGAGUCUUGGGGGAUGGGUAGCCACAAAAGCUUCAGGCAUGAAAAAAAACCGCUACGGAAAUAUUGAAGACUUGGUGGUUGCACUAAGGGCCGUGACGCCCAGCGGCGAAUGGCGAAGCAGCGGAACUUAUCCAAGGGUUUCAACAGGUCCAGAUAUGAACCAUGUGAUGAUCGGGUCUGAAGGAACAUUGGGAGUAAUCACAGAAGUAACCAUAAAAAUUCGGCCCAUUCCACCAUUACGAAAAUAUGCUUCGUUUGUCUUUCCGGAUUUCGAUUGUGGCGUCAAAUUCAUGAGACAAGUAGCCCGUGACCGCUGUCAACCGGCUUCCCUGCGUCUCAUGGACAACCAGCAGUUCCAGUUUGGCCAAGCUUUGCGCCCAUCAAAGGGUCCUUUUGGGCUUUUAGUCGAUGGUCUGAAGAACUUCUAUCUGACUCGCUUGAAAGGAUUGGACAUUAACAAAAUUUGCGUCGCUACCAUUGUAAUGGAAGGGACCAUCAAAGAAGUAGCUGUUCAAGAAGAAAAGCUCAACACUAUAGGCCUUGAGUUUCAAGGAAUCCCUGCUGGAGAGCACAACGGAAAACGGGGCUAUCAACUGACUUUCGCCAUCGCCUACAUCAGAGACAUUGUGUUGAAUUAUGGUGUUGUUGCAGAGUCCUUCGAAACGUCUGUACCGUGGGAUCGAGUCGUUAACGUAGUUAACAACACCAAAAGCCGUUUGGAGAAGGAAUGCGCUGAUCGCAAAUUUUCGCAUUCUUUUAUUUCGGCGCGAGUCACUCAAGUAUACGAUGCCGGUGCCUGCAUUUAUUUCUACUUUGCCUUCAACUAUGGAACGAUGAGCAUGCUGCAGGCGGUAGAGGUGUACGAAGAGCUAGAAAUAAUCGCCCGCAAUGAAAUCAUGGCAUCUGGAGGCUCCUUGUCGCACCACCACGGCGUAGGCAAAAUCAGAAAGAAGUGGCUGCCUUCCAUUUUAACUUCCAAUGCCAUCAAUGUGCUUCAUUCCAUAAAAAAUACCGUUGAUCCCCAAAACAUUAUGGCAGCUGGUAAUCUGGUUUUUGACUAAAAUCAUUAUCUUUAAUUUCGUGGCCCAUUGCGGAGGAUUUUACAUUUAUUUCAAAUUUCCGAUAUACAGUACCCGCCCUUAGUAUCCGAACGCUAGGGCCAUUUAACCCAGCGUCUUAUGGCGAAUGUUGUGUAGCGCGGAUAGGGAAAUGGGUUAGUCAAAAUUAGAAUAAAGCUACAAAAAAUGUUUCUAGUGUUAAAUAAACAAUAAGCUAUCUA